AGAAAAUCGGUGUUUUUGAAUAUCACAUGUACACAAAAACCGUACUUGUGAUUUCAGGUCCCGCAUAUGAUUUCAGACCAAAUUGCACUCCACUCAGUUCAAUUACCAUUAUUUACCAAUUGCUCUCUUGAUCUUAUAUUAAUAUCGUCCAUUUCUUAUUUAGAGACAUAAGUCACUUGAGAAAGAAACCUUGCUUUGGCUAAUGCAUUUCAUCUCGGCCGAUUUUAUCCCUGGAUCGUAAUGUUUUUUGUAGGUUUUUUUUUGUUUUCUUUUAGUUUUUCUCAUUUUUUCCUUUUUCGUUAUUAUUGAAGUUUAGGUGUAGUAGUUAGGUAAGAAUUACAGUCCAUCGCUCCCGGAAGUGCUAUCCUAACCAGCAAUAAAUUUUUAAAGCCUAACAGGUAUUCAGUUUCAAGGUUCACUUUCAAGCUCUUGAUAUGUGACUCCGAUAGACUGAAAAAUCCCAGUGUAAAACAGAUGGCUGUCCAAUACCACUGCGAAUGCGCGGGAGCAAAGAUGAGGAAGAAACUUCCACAGAUACGGCCAAGAAUACAGCAGUAACACGAAAUUACACGGACCAAAAUUGUGUAAAUGGAAGAAAAUUAUUUAAUGCCAAGUGUAUUAUAAUAAGUGCGUAUUUUGUCUUCCUGUUAUGGAGAUUUAUUAGUUUAGGUCUUUACUCUGUGUACGCAACAGAUUGUUUCUUACGAGCAAAGCUUGCCACGUUGAGAUGUGAGAAUUUCACUCUAUAUUCAAACCCUACGAGGUUCGAAGUAGCAUGGCAGAUGAGUUCGGCCGUGAAUAACUUCAUCGCAGUUGGGAUUUUGUUUAAACUACCGGAGUUUCCUGGUCUGAAUGUUGUGUGCACUCGUCUCAUUAAACUGGCUCGAUUUUGGUCCUUUAUUUUCCAGCUGGUCGUGGUCAUCUCCUACAAUCUUAUGCUGUUCUUCCACGAACAUUUAGUGGAGAGUGCCAUGAUAGAGGUUGGCUUUAUCGUUGAUGAAAUAACCGUUACGAUUGUGGUUUGCUUGUGGAAUUUCGUACCUGCGCCAAGCAACAGGUCGCAAGGCCUAUCCUGCCUCCAGGUCGCCUAUAACUUGACACUUGUCAUGCUAUUUUUAGAGAAUUUUUUUCUGUUUCUGCUGAUGUCUUCGCAAGCAGCACUAGACAUUACGGGAAUCCAUGAAUUUGAAACUCGUUCGAAAGGAUUGCAGGCACUGGGGAUUGUAUUCAACGCAACUGAGGCAACAUUUUAUUUUGCUGUAAUGAAAUUUAUGUGGAACAAGUUGUUUGAAGGCGAAGCUGAGAACCUGCUGAAGAAGGACACCAUUUGAACAAGUGUUGCACAAUAUAUUUGUACCAGUGUGAAAAAAAUGGUAUCGAAAAUUUCCAAAAAGCGGUUGAAUAUUUAAGUAUAAUUGAAAACCAGUAAUAUAAGCCAGGCAAAAUGGGAAACAGGAGAAAUGUUGAAAACCACAUAUGAUCGAGAACAAACAGUUUUUAUUGACCUAUGUUUAGUUUUGAGAUGAUUGAGUCCCGUCACUAGGUAGCCCAUAUCCUGGCUAUAAAGACGACAUCCGGUAAUCAUUCGAGGAAUCCUAAAGAGAAUUUAACUUUAUUAUAUAGACACUAAUGAAAUACCCAGGAUUUCUCCUUUUACUAAAAAAUCAUAUCUUCACCGCGCGCAGUGAAGAUACUAUUUUUAUCUUUCA
Messenger RNA from Stylophora pistillata, 1709 nucleotides. RefSeq lists its product as uncharacterized. NCBI's taxonomy places the organism in Eukaryota, Metazoa, Cnidaria, Anthozoa, Scleractinia, Pocilloporidae. The record is from RefSeq and is a predicted model, not a curated record.